UAGCUCCUUGAAUCUCGGCUUUCAGCAAUGAAUGAGGGAAAGAAUACAAUACAUUGGGUGGCAAAGCAUAUCCAGGGCCUGUGGAACGGCUCUGUCCAUACUGCCCUGCUGUCGGCAUAGAAUCGCCAUGGUUUGAAUGACCCGUAUUGAGUUCAUCCAGAAACGAAUUGACGUCGUGCAUGAGGCCGUGAAGGCUGUCAGCGGGAACAUCGCUUUCGUAAUUGUAUCCCCGUUGCUGACUCGACAUGAAAGACGACUAACCCAAAGACAAAAGGGACAACCGAUCAUAAUUAGAAUCCAUUCUGAGUACACUGGACCAUCCUGCGGUCCAAUCGCAUUACUGCCAUAUCCCUAAGUUUUUUUUACCUAUUGGAUAACUGGAACAGAAAAAUAAAAUAGGAAAACGGCC
Molecule: messenger RNA, 409 nt
Organism: Radiomyces spectabilis
Lineage: Eukaryota; Fungi; Mucoromycota; Mucoromycetes; Mucorales; Radiomycetaceae
Exons: 1
Coding region: 137-355 (72 amino acids)
Source: RefSeq, a predicted model, not a curated record